This is a messenger RNA of Oncorhynchus kisutch (coho salmon), 1655 nucleotides long. It is a transcript of the gene itfg2, whose product is annotated as integrin alpha FG-GAP repeat containing 2. The transcript is spliced from 11 exons. Gene Ontology annotation, cellular component: KICSTOR complex. Gene Ontology annotation, molecular function: protein binding. The record is from RefSeq and is a predicted model, not a curated record. Gene Ontology annotation, biological process: regulation of TOR signaling. Bases 241 to 1560 code for a protein of 439 amino acids. Lineage: Eukaryota; Metazoa; Chordata; Actinopteri; Salmoniformes; Salmonidae.
UUGUCUGGAGUAUGCUUCCGUACUGUUUUUUUUAUUUAUCACGUGUGCUUUGUUUAAGGAAGAGCGUACAAACCUGCUCGUUUUCUAACUUCACUACAGCUUUCUGGUAUUUUUAGUGGUUGAUAAUAGUUAUCACGCCAAGUUUAAAAGCAGAAACAACGCUAAAAUAUACUUGCUUUUGGAUGGUGAAAAUUGCAGCUGUCAGUGUCCAGCUCAGCUAUCAAACUGUUAUCUGGUGAUAUGCGGUCCUUGAGCUAUGUUCAGCGUGUUAGUUUUGAUUUCCCCGGAACCCUUUUCCCUCAUGCAAUUUGUCUUGGUGAUGCGGACAAUGACUCGCUGAAUGAACUUAUCGUGGGUGACACCAGUGGAAAGCUGCAUGUGUACAAGAACGAUGACGCCAAGCCUUGGAUCACUAGAACAUGUGUGGGCAUGCUCACCUGUGUUGGUGUUGGAGACAUCUGCAACAAAGGAAGGAACUUUGUAGUUGCUGUGGGUGCAGAGGGAUGGUUUCACCUGUUUGACCUGUCUGCAGUGGCAGGAGCCAAGUCAGAUUCAUCCAGCCAGCAGGAGGCGCUGUUCUCUGACGACCAGAAACCCUGCUUCUCUCAGCACAUUCCUGCCAACACCAAAGUCAUCCUUAUUAGUGACAUAGAUGGGGAUGGGCGCAGUGAGCUUGUAGUGGGAUACACAGACCGUGUGGUGAGAGCGUUCCGCUGGGAGGAGCCUACCGACUCUUCAGACCUGAGCUCUGGACAGCUGGUCCUGCUGAAGAAGUGGCUUCUGGAGGGACAGGUGGACAGCCUGUCAGUAAACCCAGACCUAGAGGGUCUUCCUGAACUGAUGGUGUCCCAGCCUGGUUGUGGCUUUGCCAUCCUGCUGUGCACAUGGACACAACAGGGCUCCUCUGAGGCGGGGCUUGGGGAGGAGGCUCCACCCACUCCUGGCAGCGAGGGUCCCUCCAGAGACGUCAUUCUGCAUCUGACCACUGGUCGGAUCCACAACAAGAACGUUUCCACUCAUCUCAUCGGGAGCAUAAGCAGAGGGUCCAAAUGCGACUCCUCUAAAUGCGGCCUGUUUGCCCUCUGUACUCUAGAUGGCACCCUGAAACUGAUGGACAGUUCAGAGCAGUUGAAAUGGUCAGUGCAGGUGGAUCACCAGCUCUUUUCUCUGCAGAAGCUGGACGUCACAGGCGACGGCAGAGAGGAGGUGGUGGCGUGUGCCUGGGAUGGUCAGACCUACAUCAUCGACCACAACCGCAUGGUGGUGCGCUUCCAGUUUGACGAGAACGUCAAUGCUUUCUGUGCAGGUCAGUACACCUGUAAGGAUGGCAAGAACAGCCCCUGUCUGGUGUACGUCAGCUUCAACCACAAGAUCUAUGUGUACUGGAGGGUGGAGCUGGAGCGCAUGGAGCCCACCCAUCUCCUUAGAGUCCUGGAGGAGAGGCCAGAGUUCAAGGCCCAGCUGGAGCAACUGGGAGUGGACGCUGAGGACAGGGAGGCUGUGAGAGAGCUGGUGGGAGACACACUCUAUGGACACACGCUGAAGAAGCAGGCCGGAUGACCUUAACACGACCCUCACCUCUCCACUCCUCCAACCCCCCCCUCUUUCUCCUCGUUUAUGUAAAUACUCUGAAUAAAGGCUGAAUCACACACUGA